Molecule: messenger RNA, 1782 nt
Organism: Brettanomyces nanus
Lineage: Eukaryota; Fungi; Ascomycota; Pichiomycetes; Pichiales; Pichiaceae
Exons: 1
Coding region: 1-1782 (593 amino acids)
Molecular function (GO): mannosyltransferase activity
Source: RefSeq, a predicted model, not a curated record
AUGAAGGUUUCCCGUCGCACAAUUCGGCUGAUGGUCCCAUUUAUAGCGGCAGUUGGCAUCGUAUGGUUUAUGAUUUUUAAUUGGGACCUAAUUGACGAUAUUAUUGCCGGAGAUAUCAUAGAGACAGAAUCUAAAGCUCCUUUGAGUGCUCUUGAGAAGCUCAUGAAAAAGCUUAGGCUUAGACCCUUUCCAGAUGACUCGCCUACUUCCUACUCGCCUGUCUCCAGAUAUGUGACUCGUGCUAGAUAUAAGCACUUAAACCCGAUGGUAGGAUACGCCGGUGGCAAAGCGAAGAAGGACGAUAUAUUCAAGGAAAGAUCUGGUAACGUAUGUGAAUCAAUUAUGCAUAGGUCUACAGGGCCGGUAGAUGCUACAGCUCCUCAGGAUUUUGAUGAUCCCCGGGCUAAAGAAGAUUUGGACGAGUAUCUCAAGAGCUCAGGGUAUAUCGAAUUCGGAAACACAACAGAGAUGAAGCGUUGGCAUAGAUUUUCCAAUUCGGCCGUAUGGCUACCUAGAGAUAAUUGUUAUUUGAUGGUAACGCGUUACAUCUACGAGUUGCAUGGUCGCAGUAGACCUCAGUUUUCGUUGUGUCGUAUGCAACUAUAUGACUCAGCAUGGAAAGAAUUGUUUGAUAAAAGGAUUCGAUACAUUGAUGUAAAGAAGGAAGAGGUCACUCAAAUAGUUGACAAGUAUUUUGGUAGUGGUGAACAGGAUGAGUCGUUGCUAGAUAAAAUCUCUUUGAAGUUUCCCACAUUUUUAGACGUGGACAUGAAACAAGUCGAAAAUGGAGCUUAUAAGCUGGCGGGUCCAGAGGAUCCUAGAAUUGGACUGAGAUCUAAUAAAGUCGUUGGUGAUGAACCAUUGGUGAUUUUCAACAUGCUUAACGAUGACAAUAAAAGGGCCAUGUUUGCUGCAUUCCCGUUAAGGAAGCCUGAUAAAGAUGACGGCAAGGCACAAAUGACGGAAUUGAAGUACAUUGACCCGAAUGGAAAGCAGAAAGGUUUAGAGAAGAAUUGGACACCGUUUUUUGAGGUCGAUGACUCGGUAUUCGACCACGAUUCAUUUGGAAAGAUGCAUUUUGUCUACGAUUUUAAUGAUAUGACGAUAUUAUCGUGUGAUUUGAAUAGUGGAAAAUGUGAAAAGGUGUCCGAAGGUCUUGGUUAUGACGAGAAAAAGCUUAAGGAUAUUAAGCCUGAAAUAAGGAAGAAAAUCUACCUUAGAGGAGGUACCAAUUUGAUUCCAUUUCCUAAGGAGUUUAUGGACAAUGUCUUUAGUAAAGAAGUAAGUUCGGAUAUACAGUUGUGGUUUGGUUUUGCAAAGACUCACGCAGAAUCGUGUGGUUGUGGAUCCACGACGUAUAGACCUAAUUUAUGUGUUAUGUCGAAGAUCAAGGAGGUAUAUAAAUACGAACUUCUGGGAAGUAGUACCGAAUUCGGUAUGGAUGUGCUAAGCUGGAAUACUGACUCGCCCAAAUGUGAAGUGCAAGGUCCCAACGUUCUAGCUGCAAACAGUAUUGCUUUCUGGGAUGUCAAAAAAGCAAAGUCUGGCUUUGAGGAUUACAUGGCUGUCACCAUAAGUGAGGGGGAUAGGGUAACUAGGAGAAUCAUUUUGAAAAAUUUGGCCAACUACAUUGCCAGCCUUUACAAGAACGAGAAAGAUGUCGUGCAAGACACAUCUCUCCCACUUGCCAGGGCCCGGCUGGCUACUGACUGCACUUUAUCGUCAUCUUUUGAGCACUGCAAGUUGUAUGGGCAUGCGCAUGCUCGUCUCGCCCGCAUGUAG